AUGACCCUUGUGUUUAUCAUUCUUGUUCAUGCAGCCCUCCUGACAGGCACCCAUGGAAAUAGGGAGAUAGACCUGGAGGGGCAGAGCCCAGAGCAUGCAUGCACGCUUCCGAUCACCCAUCGGUCCCGGGCAGGAGCGUUUACAUGCUCAGCGUCAACUUGUGAAACCUGUCUCCAGAGCAAUGAAGGAUGCUUUUGGUGCGCAACAACCAACAGUUGUCAAGCACUCAGUGAGGGCGCCGUUCCUGAUUCAUGUCCUCAUGCGGAGUGGCACGAUAUGAUCUAUGACGCUCGCAGCUGCUGUGCCCCUUAUGGCAGUAGCUAUGCCACCUGUCUGGGAGAUGUCCGUGUGUCCUAUUGUGCGUGGUGUCCCAUCACUACCCAAGGGGGAUCUGCCUGUAUUUACAAGUUCACAAAGGAGCUCUCCUCUCGAUUUUGCAAGGCGCAGCCAGACGAGCUGAUCGAGUGCUCUGCGCUUUCUUCCUGUCGCGACUGCUCUGCAAGCUCCAUGUGUGGUUGGUGCGACCUAUCUUCUACCUGUGUCACUAUCAACACGCUCUACUCCAUGGUCAACGACUCAUACGUAUGCACCGAGGUCACUACAAACUGUUGUGGCGACUAUACCACGUGCGAAGAGUGCUCAAGUCAGUCUGGCCCAUUUACCAAGCAGGCCUGUUUGUGGUGUCCAGACGAUGGUAAAUGCAAGAACUACGAUGCAGCGAUCUCCUCCUGUUCAAGCACCAACAGGAUGGGGACAGGGUUCUGCACGGACAGUUGCUACGUUUCUAGUUCGUCCUGCCACGCGUGCAUGCGGGCAGGAGGAUGCAUCUGGAUAGAUUCGUACAGCUACACGAGCGCAGGCAGUCCCGUUGCCCCUGGAGACCUUAAGCCUUUCUGCAUAAAAGGAGGCAUCAGCGGCCCAGCCAACCGCGCCUUCUUUUAUAACAGUUCGAGCCCAGGCAACUAUGCGUUUUCGCCCCACUCAUUCUACUACUUUAGCUGCACGUUGACGGCAUCUGGGCUAAUCAACACAAUGAUCGGGGUUGCCGUUUUCGUUGUCUUGGCCAUUAUUGCGGUCUUGGUGGCGAUUACAUGCAUCAAGCGUUGCAAAUAUAUGGUCCUCCUUCGCGAGGCUCUUGCACAGAACAACGAGGUCCUCGUGGACAGCGAUGAAGAGAGUGAUGACGCACCUGCUGUGCUUAUGGGCGAUGUGCAGGCAGUCCCGUGGGAGUAG
Molecule: messenger RNA, 1233 nt
Organism: Giardia duodenalis
Lineage: Eukaryota; Fornicata; Diplomonadida; Hexamitidae
Product: High cysteine membrane protein
Exons: 1
Coding region: 1-1233 (410 amino acids)
Source: RefSeq, a predicted model, not a curated record